This is a messenger RNA of Haemorhous mexicanus (house finch), 2961 nucleotides long. It is a transcript of the gene PTGES2, whose product is annotated as prostaglandin E synthase 2. Gene Ontology annotation, molecular function: prostaglandin-E synthase activity. The transcript is spliced from 7 exons. Bases 27 to 1094 code for a protein of 355 amino acids. Gene Ontology annotation, cellular component: mitochondrion. The record is from RefSeq and is a predicted model, not a curated record. Lineage: Eukaryota; Metazoa; Chordata; Aves; Passeriformes; Fringillidae.
CGCUCUCCGCCCGCCCUCAGCUGAAGAUGGCGGGUGCCGGCCGCGUCUGGCGGGUCGGAGCGCUGCUGUUGCCGCCAGCCUGGCGGCUGCGGGCCCCGGGACGAGCCUUCGGCGCCGCGGCGGGACGGGGAGGCAGCAGCGGCGGCGGCCGCCUGGUGCUGGGCGCUGCGUUCGCUCUGGGCGGCGCCGCGGGGCUGUGCCUGGCGGCGCGGCAGCGCCUGCGGGAGCACUCGGCCGCUGAGCUGCCUGCAGGGAGCCUGCAGCUCACUCUCUACCAGUAUAAAACAUGUCCUUUCUGCAGCAAAGUCCGAGCUUUUCUUGAUUACCAUGGACUGCCCUAUGAAAUUGUGGAAGUGAACCCAAUCAUGAGGAAGGAGAUCAAAUUCUCUUCCUACAGAAAGGUGCCCAUCCUGCUAGCCAAUGCUGGAAGCCCUCUGCAAUUGAACGACUCCUCGGUGAUAAUCAGUGCAAUAAAGACCUAUCUUGUUUCCAGGAGGAAUAGCUUAGAAGAAAUUGUGUCCUUUUAUCCACCUGUUAAAACAGUGACUGAACAAGGCAAGGAGGUGAUUGAGUAUGAGAAUAAAUACUGGCUCAUGCUGGAUGAGAAGGAGACCAAAAAAGUCUAUCCUGUCAAAGAAGUGAGAGUGGAAGAAAUGAAGUGGAGAAAAUGGGCAGAUGAUUGGCUUGUUCACCUCAUCUCCCCCAAUGUUUACCGCACCCCCAAAGAAGCUUUGGCAUCUUUUGAUUACAUUGUCCGUGAGGGGAAGUUUGGCACCUUGGAAGGUCUCUUUGCCAAAUACGUGGGGGCUGUUGCCAUGUUCUUCGUUAGCAAGAGGCUGAAGAAAAGACACCAGCUUCGAGAUGAUGUCCGAGAAGAUUUGUAUGAAGCAGUUAAUGAGUGGGUGAAAGCUGUUGGCAAAAAUCGACUGUUCAUGGGCGGGAACCAGCCAAACCUCGCUGACCUGGCAGUGUACGGGGUACUCCGGGUCAUGGAAGGGCUGGAAGCCUUUGAUGACAUGAUGGUUCACACCAAAAUUCAGCCUUGGUACCAGCGCAUGGAAGAAGUAAUUGAAAAAACUGGAGUUGCAAUCUGAUGCCAGCUGCAGCUGCCUCCCUGAAGUACUUGCAUGGUGAAAACUUCAGAAGAAGUGGCUUUUAUUUUUAGAGUUGUCUGGUCACACCUAAUGGACUGACAUGUGGGCACAGAGACCACCCCGGUUGGAACAUCAAGCUGCUGUGAGAGAAGGGUCCAGCUGGGUGUUUGUAGAAGGAUGGGGACAGGUAAAAGAAAGAUAUUUUGGAUGCUGCUGGAAAGGAGGCACUCUGAACUGAAGAAUGCAGCAAAAAGGUUUCUUUCAGACAAGAGACACCUUUAGAGCAGGUUACUGUAAAAGCAAGAUGCUCUUGGCUGGUGUUAUGGCUGAUGUGGUAGGCCUGACCAGCUUUUGCCUCAGGCUGUCUUCUGCUACUCAUCCAUGUCAUCUGAAGUGUUUUCCUGACUGAGACACUGGAUACUGGUUUUUAAGUGAAAAUAUUUCCUGCAAUAGAAUCUUGUAAACCUAGUGCUAAGGGAACUGGAGGAAUCUGCAGUGCUGGAGAAGGCACCCUUCCUCUGACAGCAGCGAGGCUGCACUCAGCAAGGCAUUUGCUUUCACUCUUCCAUGUAAACGGUUCUCUCAGGAUUUGAUUCUGUACGAUCUGCAAGGAUAAAGGCUGGCUUUAUUCUGUCCCCUUUGUGAGAUCUGAGUUCUUACUGUACCCUUUACACCCAAAGAACAUGGCCUACACUGAAAUCACAAAUACAGAGCAGUUAUUGGAAAGGCUUGUCUUGCAUGAGAUCUCUCUGGAAUAUCCCUGAAGAUCAGUUUGUUCUUCUUUUAGGAAAAGAAGGAUUAAGAGCCAUCUGCAUGGCCACGGUAUCUCUAGAUGUUUCUGUCAUGCAAGAGUAACAAAGGAUUUGCUGAUGUGGCAGUCAGAUUAGGAGCUGUACCUGCAGCUAAGUCUUCUGAGCUGUGCUGAGUAGAAUCAUAGAAUGGUUUGGGUUGGAAGGGACCUUAAAAACCAUCUUGUUCCAACCUCUGCCAUGGGCAGGACACCUUCCAUUACACCAGGUUGCUCCAAGCCCUGUCCGACCUAACCUUGAACACUUCUAGGAAUGGGGCAGUCACAGCUUCUCUGGGCAAGCUGUGCCAGCACUUCCCCAUCCUCACAGGGGAGAAUUUUUGUAACAUCCCAGGUAACCCUGCUCUCUGUCAGUGGGAAGCCACUACCCCUUGUCAAAGUCCCUCUCUAACUGCAGAAACCAUAUUUGUCAUAGCAAGACACAAUGCAGGUUCAAAUGUGAGUGAUCCUCUGCACAGCCCAAGUAUCCUUAAUUACCACCUUGAUUAAGUUCUGUUUCCCUAGGAGAACAGGCAGGUUUCAGGGAAUCUGAUUUGUUGUGAUAUUUCAGGUGCAGCUGAAGCUGGUCUUUAAAUACAACUACUUGUUCAGUGUGUGUUCAGGGAGAGUACCUUUAUUGGUUAUAACAAUGGUGGUGAUACAGGUUUGGGUUUUUUCUGAAUGGAGAACUAGUUCCAAAUUCCAAAUUUAUGAUCUGACAUUGAAGGGAGAAAGAAAAUGUUUACAGUACAAAUGGCUGCGUGGCUCCUGUGAUUUGUAUUUCCUUAAACUGUUCUGUACUGAAACUUGUGUUCCAUAGUAUCAACAAGCAGUGUUCUUUUAAAGAAUUAUAUUGAACAUGCAUAAACAGGAGGUUGAAGAAACCCAUGAUGAUAAUUUCAGCAUCCACCUCAAACUGAGAGGGAGGAAGAGAUUUUCAUGUUAAAUGAGGAUCUGAAGCACCAAGGGCUCAGUGAUUCCACUUCUCCUUGCUGUGAUACAUGAAUCAGUCCUCUCAAGGUCAAUAUCCAUAACACUAACAUGCCAAUAAUAUUACAUUAAAUAAAGAUUGUUUCAGGA